Molecule: messenger RNA, 1286 nt
Organism: Hevea brasiliensis (rubber tree)
Lineage: Eukaryota; Viridiplantae; Streptophyta; Magnoliopsida; Malpighiales; Euphorbiaceae
Product: protein transport protein SEC13 homolog B
Exons: 2
Coding region: 193-1104 (303 amino acids)
Biological process (GO): COPII-coated vesicle budding; protein import into nucleus
Cellular component (GO): nuclear pore outer ring; COPII vesicle coat
Molecular function (GO): structural molecule activity; protein binding
Source: RefSeq, a predicted model, not a curated record
AUGAUAGGCAGUGUAGAGUGUAGACAUUAAUUCCAAUUGCACAACCCUAAAAAGAAUCUUCACCCAAAAUCCCAAUAUUUGCUUGGAGAAAAAACUCCCUCGCUGAGUCUUCAAUGUUUCAACCAUUACUGAUUCUCCAGUAAUCAAACGUCUGUAAACCCUAAUUCAUCAAUAUAAUCAGUAAGAGAGAAAAUGCCUUCUCAGAAGAUUGAGACUGGUCAUCAAGACACAGUUCAUGAUGUGGCUAUGGAUUACUAUGGCAAGCGCAUUGCAACUGCCUCAUCUGAUCACUCAAUCAAGAUAAUUGGGGUUAACAAUAGCAAUAACACUUCCCAGCAGCUGGCUCAGCUCACUGCCCAUCAAGGACCUGUUUGGCAAGUAUCCUGGGCUCACCCAAAGUUUGGAUCUUUGCUUGCUUCAUGUUCUUAUGAUGGGCGUGUCAUAAUAUGGAAGGAGGGCAACCAGAAUGAGUGGACUCAAGCUCAUGUUUUUGAUGACCACAAAUCAUCGGUUAACUCUAUUGCUUGGGCACCUCAUGAGGUUGGUCUUUGUUUGGCGUGUGGCUCCUCAGAUGGAAAUAUAUCAGUUUUUACUGCACGACCAGAUGGUGGAUGGGACACUUCCAGAAUCGAUCAAGCUCACCCAGUUGGUGUAACUUCUGUUUCUUGGGCACCAUCGACAGCGCCUGGUGCUCUUGUUGGUUCUGGUUUGCUUGACCCUGUUCAGAAGCUUUGCUCUGGUGGUUGUGACAAUACUGUCAAAGUUUGGAAGCUCUACAAUGGAACUUGGAAGAUGGACUGCUUUCCAGCUCUUCAAAUGCACACUGAUUGGGUAAGAGAUGUCGCAUGGGCACCUAACUUGGGCCUUCCAAAGUCCACUAUUGCUAGUGCUUCUCAGGAUGGGAAGGUUAUUAUAUGGACUGUGGGAAAGGAAGGGGAUCAAUGGGAGGGUAAGGUGUUGCAUGAUUUCAAGACUCCUGUUUGGAGAGUCUCAUGGUCCCUCACUGGAAACAUAGUGGCUGUUGCUGAUGGGAAUGACAAUGUCACUCUAUGGAACGAAGCUGUAGAUGGGGAGUGGCAACAGGUGACUACAGUUGAUUCCUAGAUCUUCAGUCCUUUCCCAAUUCCCAUAUGUUAAGAACUUGUUUUUCCCUUGUGUUCUUCCAUAGUUGGAGUGUUUUAAACAUGUCAGAUAUUUGGGCCUUCAUUUCUUGAAUUUCAUGUAGCUUGCAACUUAAAUCCAUAUUGUUCUUUGAAUGCAUAGAUCAUCUCUAUCAUUAUUUAUCA